Symphalangus syndactylus (siamang) is the source of this 13118-nucleotide messenger RNA. It is a transcript of the gene PTPRT, whose product is annotated as protein tyrosine phosphatase receptor type T. Gene Ontology annotation, molecular function: protein tyrosine phosphatase activity; protein binding. The record is from RefSeq and is a predicted model, not a curated record. Gene Ontology annotation, biological process: protein dephosphorylation. Gene Ontology annotation, cellular component: membrane. NCBI's taxonomy places the organism in Eukaryota, Metazoa, Chordata, Mammalia, Primates, Hylobatidae.
GCGCCCCCACAGGGCAGACGAUGCUUGGCUGCGCGGCGCGGCGCGGCGCGGCGCGGGGCGAAGAGGCGAGGACCCUGCCGGGCGUGCGGGUGCGGGGGUGAUGUGUGGACGCGCGUGACUGUGCCAGCGGCCCGAGCUGGUCGGCCCCGGAGAGGGUGCGCGGGGGAACCCGCGUGUGCCAGCCGCGGGCGUGUGCCAGGCGCGGGCGUGCGCGCGAGGGUGUGUGCACGGCCGAGGCGGAGCGCCCGGGCGGGCGGCGGCGGCGGCGACGGCGGCGGCGUUAGGACUCGGGGGACACCGCCCCCCGCCCCCCGCGUCCCGCCCCCGCCCAGCCUCCCGCCUCAGUUCGCGCCGCGCCUCGGCUUGGAGCGCAGCAGCGCCGGCUCCGGGAGCCCGAGCGGAGCCAGCCGCGCGCACAGCCAGCGGCCGCGCCGGCGAUGCGGGGCCGCCCCGCGCCCGCCCCAGUCCCGGCCCCGGCCCCCGCGGGAAGGGGCUGAGCUGCCCGCCGCCGCCCGGAUGGCGAGCCUCGCCGCGCUCGCCCUCAGCCUGCUUCUGAGGCUGCAGCUGCCGCCGCUGCCCGGCGCCCGGGCUCAGAGCGCCGCAGGUGGCUGUUCCUUUGAUGAGCACUACAGCAACUGUGGUUAUAGUGUGGCUCUAGGGACCAAUGGGUUCACCUGGGAGCAGAUUAACACAUGGGAGAAACCAAUGCUGGACCAGGCAGUGCCCACAGGAUCUUUCAUGAUGGUGAACAGCUCUGGGAGAGCCUCUGGCCAGAAGGCCCACCUUCUCCUGCCGACCCUGAAGGAGAAUGACACCCACUGCAUCGACUUCCAUUACUACUUCUCCAGCCGCGACAGGUCCAGCCCAGGGGCCUUGAACGUCUACGUGAAGGUGAAUGGUGGCCCCCAAGGGAACCCUGUCUGGAAUGUGUCCGGGGUCGUCACUGAGGGCUGGGUGAAGGCAGAGCUCGCCAUCAGCACUUUCUGGCCACAUUUCUAUCAGGUGAUAUUUGAAUCCGUCUCGUUGAAGGGUCAUCCUGGCUACAUCGCCGUGGACGAGGUCCGGGUCCUUGCUCAUCCAUGCAGAAAAGCACCUCAUUUUCUGCGACUCCAAAAUGUGGAGGUGAAUGUGGGGCAGAAUGCCACAUUUCAGUGCAUUGCUGGUGGGAAGUGGUCUCAGCAUGACAAGCUUUGGCUCCAGCAAUGGAAUGGCAGGGACACGGCCCUGAUGGUCACCCGUGUGGUCAACCACAGGCGCUUCUCAGCCACGGUCAGUGUGGCAGACACUGCCCAGCGGAGUGUCAGCAAGUACCGCUGUGUGAUCCGCUCUGACGGUGGGUCUGGUGUAUCCAACUACGCGGAGCUGAUCGUGAAAGAGCCUCCCACACCCAUUGCUCCCCCAGAGCUGCUGGCUGUGGGGGCCACAUACCUGUGGAUCAAGCCAAAUGCCAACUCCAUCAUCGGGGAUGGCCCCAUCAUCCUGAAAGAAGUGGAAUAUCGCACCACCACAGGCACGUGGGCAGAGACCCACAUAGUCGACUCUCCCAACUAUAAGCUGUGGCAUCUGGACCCCGACGUUGAGUAUGAGAUCCGAGUGCUUCUCACACGACCAGGUGAGGGGGGUACAGGACCGCCAGGGCCUCCCCUCACCACCAGGACCAAGUGUGCAGAUCCGGUGCAUGGCCCACAGAAUGUGGAAAUCGUAGACAUCCGAGCCCGGCAGCUGACCCUGCAGUGGGAGCCUUUCGGCUACACGGUGACCCGCUGCCAUAGCUACAACCUCACCGUGCAGUACCAGUAUGUGUUCAACCAGCAGCAGUACGAGGCCGAGGAGGUCAUCCAGACCUCCUCCCACUACACCCUGCGAGGCCUGCGCCCCUUCAUGACCAUCCGGCUGCGACUCCUGCUGUCUAACCCUGAGGGCCGAAUGGAGAGUGAAGAGCUGGUGGUGCAGACUGAGGAAGACGUUCCAGGAGCUGUUCCUCUAGAAUCCAUCCAAGGGGGACCCUUUGAGGAGAAGAUCUACAUCCAGUGGAAACCUCCCAAUGAGACCAAUGGGGUCAUCACGCUCUAUGAGAUCAACUACAAGGCUGUUGGCUCGCUGGACCCAAGUGCUGACCUCUCGAGCCAGAGGGGGAAAGUGUUCAAGCUCCGGAAUGAAACCCACCACCUGUUUGUGGGUCUGUACCCAGGGACCACCUAUUCCUUCACCAUCAAGGCCAGCACAGCAAAGGGCUUUGGGCCCCCUGUCACCACUCGGAUCGCCACCAAAAUUUCAGCUCCAUCCAUGCCUGAGUACGACACAGACACCCCAUUGAAUGAGACAGACACGACCAUCACAGUGAUGCUGAAACCCGCUCAGUCCCGGGGAGCUCCUGUCAGUGUUUAUCAGCUGGUUGUCAAGGAGGAGCGACUUCAGAAGUCACGGAGGGCAGCUGACAUUAUUGAGUGCUUUUCGGUGCCUGUGAGCUAUCGGAAUGCCUCCAGCCUCGAUUCUCUACACUACUUUGCUGCUGAGUUGAAGCCUGCCAACCUGCCUGUCACCCAGCCAUUUACGGUGGGUGACAAUAAGACAUACAAUGGCUACUGGAACCCUCCUCUCUCUCCCCUGAAAAGCUACAGCAUCUACUUCCAGGCACUCAGCAAAGCCAAUGGAGAGACCAAAAUCAACUGUGUUCGUCUGGCUACAAAAGCACCAAUGGGCAGCGCCCAGGUGACCCCGGGGACUCCACUCUGCCUCCUUACCACAGGUGCCUCCACCCAGAAUUCUAACACUGUGGAGCCAGAGAAGCAGGUGGACAACACCGUGAAGAUGGCUGGUGUGAUCGCUGGCCUCCUCAUGUUCAUCAUCAUUCUCCUGGGUGUGAUGCUCACCAUCAAAAGGAGAAGAAAUGCUUAUUCCUACUCCUAUUACUUGAAGCUGGCCAAGAAGCAGAAGGAGACCCAGAGUGGAGCUCAGAGGGAGAUGGGGCCUGUGGCCUCUGCCGACAAACCCACCACCAAGCUCAGCGCCAACCGCAAUGAUGAAGGCUUCUCUUCCAGUUCUCAGGAUGUCAACGGAUUCAAUGGCAGCCGCGGGGAGCUUUCCCAGCCCACCCUCACGAUCCAGACUCAUCCCUACCGCACCUGUGACCCUGUGGAGAUGAGUUAUCCCCGGGACCAGUUCCAGCCCGCCAUCCGGGUGGCUGACUUGCUGCAGCACAUCACACAGAUGAAGAGAGGCCAGGGCUACGGGUUCAAGGAGGAAUACGAGGCCUUACCAGAGGGGCAGACAGCUUCGUGGGACACAGCCAAGGAGGAUGAAAACCGCAAUAAGAAUCGAUAUGGGAACAUCAUUUCCUACGACCAUUCCCGGGUGAGGCUGCUCGUGCUGGAUGGAGACCCGCACUCUGACUACAUCAAUGCCAACUACAUUGACGGAUACCAUCGACCUCGGCACUACAUUGCGACUCAAGGUCCAAUGCAGGAGACCGUAAAGGACUUUUGGAGAAUGAUCUGGCAGGAGAACUCCGCCAGCAUCGUCAUGGUCACAAACCUGGUGGAAGUGGGCAGGCACCCAGCGGAACACACUGUGGGAAAUGCUACUCUAGGCCGUGCGGCGUCCCCCGGAAUGGUGAAAUGUGUGCGAUACUGGCCAGAUGACACGGAGGUCUAUGGAGACAUUAAAGUCACCCUGAUUGAAACAGAGCCCCUGGCAGAAUACGUCAUACGCACCUUCACAGUCCAGAAGAAAGGCUACCAUGAGAUCCGGGAGCUCCGCCUCUUCCACUUCACCAGCUGGCCUGACCAUGGCGUUCCCUGCUACGCCACUGGCCUUCUGGGCUUCGUCCGCCAGGUCAAGUUCCUCAACCCCCCGGAAGCCGGGCCCAUAGUGGUCCACUGCAGUGCUGGGGCUGGGCGGACUGGCUGCUUCAUUGCCAUUGACACCAUGCUUGACAUGGCCGAGAAUGAAGGAGUGGUGGACAUCUUCAACUGCGUGCGUGAGCUCCGGGCCCAGAGGGUCAACCUGGUACAGACAGAGGAGCAAUAUGUGUUUGUGCACGAUGCCAUCCUGGAAGCGUGCCUCUGUGGCAACACUGCCAUCCCUGUGUGUGAGUUCCGUUCUCUCUACUACAAUAUCAGCAGGCUGGACCCCCAGACGAACUCCAGCCAAAUCAAAGAUGAAUUUCAGACCCUCAACAUUGUGACACCCCGUGUGCGGCCCGAGGACUGCAGCAUUGGGCUUCUGCCCCGGAACCAUGAUAAGAAUCGAAGCAUGGACGUGCUGCCUCUGGACCGCUGCCUGCCCUUCCUCAUCUCAGUGGACGGAGAAUCCAGCAAUUACAUCAACGCAGCACUGAUGGAUAGCCACAAGCAGCCUGCCGCCUUCGUGGUCACCCAGCACCCUCUACCCAACACCGUAGCAGACUUCUGGAGGCUGGUGUUCGAUUACAAUUGCUCCUCUGUGGUGAUGCUGAAUGAGAUGGACACUGCCCAGUUCUGUAUGCAGUACUGGCCUGAGAAGACCUCCGGGUGCUAUGGGCCCAUCCAGGUGGAGUUCGUCUCUGCAGACAUCGACGAGGACAUCAUCCACAGAAUAUUCCGCAUCUGUAACAUGGCCCGGCCACAGGAUGGUUAUCGUAUAGUCCAGCACCUCCAGUACAUUGGCUGGCCUGCCUACCGGGACACGCCCCCCUCCAAGCGCUCUCUGCUCAAAGUGGUCCGACGACUGGAGAAGUGGCAGGAGCAGUAUGACGGGAGGGAGGGACGUACUGUGGUCCACUGCCUAAAUGGGGGAGGCCGUAGUGGAACCUUCUGUGCCAUCUGCAGUGUGUGUGAGAUGAUCCAGCAGCAAAACAUCAUUGACGUGUUCCACAUCGUGAAAACACUGCGUAACAACAAAUCCAACAUGGUGGAGACCCUGGAACAGUAUAAAUUUGUAUACGAGGUGGCACUGGAAUAUUUAAGCUCCUUUUAGCUCAAUGGGAUGGGGAACCUGCCAGAGUCCAGAGGCUGCUGCGACCAAGCCCCCUUUUGUGUGAAUAGCAGUAACUGGGCUCAGGGGCUCUGAGGUGGUGGCACCCUGCCUGACUCCAAGGAGAAGACUGGUGGCCCUGUGUUCUACGGGGGGCUCUGCACCUUCUGAGGGGUCUCCUGUUGCUGUGGGAGAUGCUGUUCCAAAAGGCCCAGGCUUCCUUUUCAACCUAACCAGCCACAGCCAAGGGCCCAAGCAGAAGUACACCCACAAGCAAGGCCUUGGAUUUCUGGCUCCCAGACCUCCUGCUUUUGUUCUGAGUUUGUGGAUCUCAUGGCAAGCCAACUGUGCAGGUGCUGGGGAGUGGGAGGCUCUCCUGCCCUCCUUCUCCUUAGGAGUGGAGGAGAUGUGUGUUCUGCUCCUCCAUGUCAUGGAAAAGAUUGAGGCUCUUGGGGGUCACUGCUCUGCUGCCUCCUGCAACCUCCUUCAGGGGUCUCUGGCACCAGACAUUUGCAGUCUGGACCAGUGUGACCUUACGAUGUUCCCUAGGCCACAAGAGAGGCCCCCCAUCCUCACACCUAACCUGCAUGGGGCUUGGCCCACAACCAUUCUGUACCCCUUCCCCAGCCUGGGCCUUGACCGUCCAGCAAUCACUGGCCGGCCAGCUGUGUCCACAGCAGUCUUUGAUAAAGGUGUUCUUUGCUUUUUUGUGUGGUCAGUGGGAGGGGGUGGAACUGCAGGGAACUUCUCUGCUCCUCCUUGUCUUUGUAAAAAGGGACCACCUCCCUGGGGCAGGGCUUGGGCUGACCUGUAGGAUGUAACCCCUGUGUUUCUUUGGUGGUAGCUUUCUUUGGAAGAGACAAACAAGAUAAGAUUUGAUUAUUUUCCAAAGUGUAUGUGAAAAGAAACUUUCUUUUGGAGGGUGUAAAAUCUUAGUCUCUUAUGUCAAAAAGAAGGGGGCGGGGGAAUUUGAGUGUGUACCUCUAAGACAAAUCUCUCGGGCCUUUUUUUUUUUCCUGGCAAUGUCCUUAAAAGCUCCCACCCUGGGACAGCAUGCCAUUGAGCAAGGAGAGAUGGGCGAGCCUGAAGAUGGUCCCCUUGGUUUCUGGGGCAAAUAGGGCACCAGCUUUGUGCAUAAUUUGGAUCUCCAAAUUUGAACUCCUUCCUAAAGAAACCGAGCAGCCACCUUGAAAAAGGCCAUUGUGGAGCCCAUUAUACUUUGAUUUAAAAUAGGCCAAGAGAAUCAGGCCUGGAAAUCUAGGGUCUUGUCCAAAGUGUGAGUGAGUCAGUGAGAGGGAACAAACAUUUGCUAAGUCUCUACUCUAUGCCGGGGAUCACGCUUGGCACUUUCCACAGGACAUUUCACACAGUCCUUAGAACCCCCAGGAGAGAGCUACUGACUUGUUAUCAUCUACAUUUGAUCAUCUCCUCCAAUGAGGAAACCCAGGCACCUCCCUCAAUAAUGAAAUCCUGGGUUCCAAAGGGGCAGGUAAUGGCAAUGAGACUUCUCUGUGCUGUUUUCUUCAUCUUCUCUAAGCCAAGCAAUUAUUUUAUGGAGGGAAAAUAAGGCCAGAAACUUCUGAGCAGAUAACUCCACAAAUGGAAAUUUAGUACUUUCUUCCUGACGCCAGUUCUUCUGGGAAGCCCAGAAUUUCAGAUAUAUUUUAGUAACACAUUCCCAGCUCCCCAGGAAAGCCAGUCUCAUCUAAUUUCUUAGUCAGUAAAAACAAUUCCCUGUCCCCUCGGGCUAUGAAGGGACCAGCCAGGGACACUCUCGACCUUGAUCUCUAGCCAGUGCUUAGGCCCAAUAUCUGACAGCCUCAGGUGGGCUGAGACCUAGGAAGCUCCAUCUUGAAGGCUGGUCUAGCCCCAGACAGGGCAUGAGGGGCAGAGAAUUCAAGAAGGCACAGCUUUGGCCCUCAAGAGCCUACUGCAUGCUGGGGAAAUGGAACCAUAGUGCAGUAGUGUGGAGUGGGUGAGUGUUCCCUGAGCCUAGGAGCAAGAAAGUCUCUUCGGCCUAGGGCUUCCUGGAGAAGGGGACAUCCAUUCCUGCUGGGUUUUAACAAGCAGAAAAAGGAAAAAAAAUGAAACUCAGGCAAAGGGAUCCACAUGUGCAAUGGCAAAGAAAUGUGAAAAGGCAUUGGGAGAAGCAGUCCGCGGGAGGCCAGCCCAGUGCGGGCACAGCACAACACGGGGAGCAGCAGAGAUGAGCCAGGGUCCAGGAGACAGAUGCCCAUCACGAGUGCAGACUUUGUCCUAUUGGCAACAAGGAGUCCACGGAGCUUUAGAGAGAUGCACUCAGCUUCGUGUUGGCAAAGACUCCCUCUGGGCCAACGGGGCUGCCUCUUUUCCUUUCAUCAGACACUGUGAAAACAUUCCCUUAAGCGUGUACUUUUUAAUAUCACAUCUAUUUGUCCGUCUGCUCAUUGUUUUGUUGCUGGAACUAAAUAUGCAGUGGAUCGUGAGACUCAGAUUCUAUGAGAAACCCAGGGUCUCUGCUUUACCACGGAGCAGGGUCACCAACCCAGAUCUCCAGGCCCAUGAGGAUGGAACAUGAAAGGAGCCCACAAAAGUUGCUUCCAUUGGCAUGGGCUCUGGAGCUGUCCAGAAGUCCAGGGACACCAGACUUGAUCAAGGAAGGGCUGUCACUUUAGAGGUUCAAAAGGAAGUGCCUCAAAGCAAAGGCAAGCAAAGGAACCCCACGAUGAACUUGCUCUUUUCCUUUGAUGAGCCUCUCCCCAAGUGUAUUUCAGCAGACUCCGAGGACCCACCCCCACUGGGCCUGCUGGCCUCCCUCGGCUCCAGCCCAAUGCCCCAGCUGGCCUUCCCCAGCCUGCAAGGAGCCUGUAGCAUGGCAAAUCCGCCUGCUGUAUGCUAUUUUCUUAGAUCUUGGUACAUCCAGACAGGAUGAGGGUGGAGGGAGAGCUAUUUAACACAAAUCCUAAGAUUUUUUUCUGCUCAGGAAGGGGUGAAAUAGCUGGCAGAUACAAAUGACAGUGGCUUUUAUCAUUUUAAAUGGUAGGAAUUUAAAGUGUGACUUCAGAGAGAAACAAACUUUAAAAAAAAAAAAAAACUCAAGCCAUGGUGGGGUAACCCAGCAACGGCCAGUGAUGAUUUCCCCCAGCUCAUACCCUUGUUUUCCCACAACCCAACCAUUCUCCAAAGAAAGCAGGGCAGUGAAUAGGUCAUAGGCCAGUGCACACGGGAAGAAAUUGAGGCUUAUGGAUGGGGAUGACUUCCCUAAGAUCCCAUGGGACAAGGAUGUGGCAAGGCUUGGAUGAGAUGGGGCACCGGUGCCCAGGAAUUUGAACAUUUUCCUUUACCCAGGAAAUCUCCCGAGCCAACACCACCACCCCCAGGGGGUCUCCCCACCCCACCCCAUUUAUAGGGUGAGCUCAGCCUGUCAUGAGCACAGGACAAUAUUAUUAAUGCUGAGUCUCCACAACAGGAGCUCUUCUUACCUCAUAGGUGUGGACUCUGUUUGGGGAAGAUGCAAGGAAGUAAUGAGAAGCCCAGGAACUUUCUCCACCUGUGUGUGUUUAUGGCCUAAAUGGCUUCAGGAUGUAUCUUAGCUGCACUCCAACAUUGCAUCCUUUCUGGGGUGAAGAAUCUGGGCCAACCAGGGGCCCUUGGGCCUCUAGAAGGCCACAGUAGGCCUCUCUUUGUGGGAAUGGAAGGGGACAGCUUGCUUUUAGUGCUGGCCCUCUCUGUGGGUGUGGCCUGCAAAGGAACCAACAGAUCCUGUGCUGGGGACUCUAACAUGUGAGCUCAUUAAAUUCUUCCAACAUUCUAAAGAAGGGUUUGUGAUUGUCACCAUUUUACUGAUGAGGAAACUAAGGCUCCUAGGGGAGAAAUCACUUGCCCACAGUUCCAGUGAUUUAAACCGGUUUAAUGAACCAGGAUUUAAACCGGUUUAUUCUCACUACAGAGACAAUAUUUUUCCACCAUUGUAUCUCACAUUUUUCCCAGGAGGUUACCCAUAACAGAAGAGACUAGAGUGGAACAGAUACCUCAGUGGAUAAAGCUCAAAGCAAACAACAGUAAGCUUAAAAUUCCUUCAUAGUCUCAUGUUUUACUUUCACAAUUCAUGCAAAAUUUGCAUUCCACUUUCUGAUUUAGCCUGGUUGGUUUUAAUAUGACUCUAUGAAUAUUUAAAAAAAAAUGUGCUCUGUUCCUCAUGUUGUUCUGUUCUGUUCUGUUCUGUUCACCCCACUAUGAUGGACCCUAGGUCAGCUGGUCUUGAGCUUGACCCUAGAAUUGACUCUAGGAGCAGUGACCCUGCUGCUUCCCAGAGCCAAUUAUAGGCUCAAGCUCAAGACCAACUGACCUCCUAGGCAGCUCCUUUGGUGUGUGGGUGCUCUGACCUCACUGUUCAUGAAUGGACCUCAACUAAGGCAUCUUCCAGUUGGGUGCUGGAAGGAACCCAUUGACCCACACUAGAAUGAUGAGGAUUUGCUCAUCUGGUGUGGAGAAGGAUGAGCCCACAAAACCCUAAAGGGAAAGGAGAAGCUGGACACAUCUGUACUCAGCAGAUUCCUGAAUGCUAGGCUGGAAAGUGGUGCCUGUUGUCCGAGUGGAGUCACAUGGUUGCUAAUGUGGGCAAAUCUGAGGACACAUUUCAUAAGCAGCAGGGGUCUGGAAGGUUCCUCACUUUACCCUAGCCACACAUACUUACUGGGUGCCUACAGCACAUAGCACCUUGGAGGGGGCAUUAUUAGGAAACCGAGAUUACUAUGGCACAAUUAAUUCCUGUGUAAGGCAUGGGGUUGUGGUGGACAGAGCUCAGUCUUUAGUUUGAAUCCCAACACUGCCAUUUCUUGACCACAGAGUGUUGGGCCAACCAAUUAAUGGAAAAACAUACAUGAAAAGAGGACCCUCAUCAACAUUAGAAGGGGUAGAUUUGGAGCACUUUAGGCAGGAAAACAGGAAGGCAAGGCCAGGAAGCUGGAACCCAGUGAAUACUCAGAACUGAGGAUGCAGAUGACUUAUUAAGCAAAGUGGUCACUUCUAUGACAUAGCUGGACAAAGGAUGGGUAACAGCUUGCCAGAGCCACUUGGAACAAGGGCAAAUCUCAGUGUCUGGGGCAAAAGACGAUGCAUUUCCCUCCGACCCGUCAUGUUUAUUCAUCCUCCACUUCCUAUUUCCACACUAGCUCUUGCUGUAUGUCCUCACCAGGAUCUACAUUUCCUCGUCGCUGGUGGGAACCCAUUAGAGUACAUAGAGAUGUCAGUCCAGUGAGACUGUUCUACACAACAAAAGUGAGGCCCAGGGAGUAGCAGCCAGGCCCUUAUCCUGUUAUCUCUGCAGGACUGACUGCCCAACCCAGAUCCAGAGACACUGAAGGAAAUGAUAAUUCCCUGGUACCUCACUGCCUCAGGACAGAAUGAAGAAAGCCACCCUUCCUUAGGCUGCAGCUGGCCACUCCUGGGCUGGGUAAACAGGUCAUCAGCACCAAGCUCAAUCAGGAGUAACACUGUGGAAGACAUGGGUGAGCCCAAGAGGAAGCAUGAACAGGCUGCUGGUCCUAAGUCAUGUCAACAGGUUGUGCUGGGCCAGGAUCCCCAGGGAAAAAAAUGGUCAACCCAACUGGAGGGUAGGUUAGAAGAAAAAAAAAAAACAUAAACAUGGAUGGUCAUGUCAUCUCAAAUCCCUGACUUGCCUUCUCCAUUACUUAACAGUCUGAGCUCCUUCUCAGCCUAUGAGCAGCUUCAAAUCACAGCCAAGUAAAACAAGGAAAUAGGAAAAGUAAAUCUAAUUAGAAGAGACAAGUUGAGAUUCAGAUUUGUUCACUCCUCCCAUGCAAGGGCUCCCUGUUGGAGGUUUUCCAUGUAUACAUGUCUAGAAGUGACAGAAUUCAAGGCCUUGGCUUUGUCUUGCAGGGAUCUGCCUUUGAGGUCAUAGACUGAACAGCAGGGAGAGAGGUUAGUGGUGGAGCAUGGGCAGAGCUGCUCUAGCUCUAGUUUCUUCUGACACAUUUUUCAGGAUCAUGGAUCUGAUCCUCAGAAGCACAGCAGAGAUAUCUAAGCCAUAUUUGUGCACAUCAGCAGACUCUUCUAGUUUUUUAGUAACCGGGGAUGGGCUUUUGCAUGGCACUGACUAUAGAGAUGUCUCGUAGAGAUCAAGCCAGUCUUUUGCAUCCCACCUGCCCACCUCCAGAAGAGGUGGGAAAAGGUCAUCAAAGGGCAUUCACCAACUGAAAUCCACUCAUGAAUGUUAGGUCUCUAAAAGGAGGCAUCAACACUCACAAUGGUAGCCUCCAAACCUAGCACCCCACCUAUCUAAGAGCUCAGUGGUGGUCCACUGGGGCAGAUACAAGGGAAGUGCAAGGACUCAGGAUGAAAGAAAAUCUAUUGGGAAGAGUUUUAGGGGCUGGAUUGUUAUGGGGCUUCCUUCUGUAUCUGAGAACUGCUCUGGGUGGUGAGAUGUGGACUCUGAUCCUUGAUUGGAAUGUUCAGAGAAUGACUGUCUGGUGGCCUUGAAGUGUUGGACAGAAAAGUAUCAGUAUAAAAGCCUGGAGCUCAGGGUAAUUAAUGUAGUUCAUGGUUCCUUAGUGAGCAGGACUCUUGGAUGUGGAGGAGAAAGGGUCAUAGGAAGUAACCCACCAAAAUUACAAAAUUGAGUCUCUGUACAAUUACUUCAGUGCCUUUGGGCUUAUGAAUACAAAUCAGUGGGCCUUCUCUAUGAUGGUCCAACAAAAUCUCAGUGCCCACCCUGUCCCUGUAUCUCCCAUGGAAGAUGAAUAAUGUCAGGUGUUCUUUGGGUCAAAGCCCCCAGGGCAGUCUGGAGGCUUAGAGGGCAGAGUGGUGUCAUUCCAUGUAAAAUCAGGCUUCUGAGGGGUCAGGAAGAAUAUGGUGUCCAUGUCUUCCAUAGGUCUGUAGAUUCUUGGAUGAAGUCGAGCACAGUUUGCUAGACCCAGGUCAUUCUUCUGAGUAUAACUAGGACCCAUGAGUGAAACUUAAUAGCUGUAAGGAAGAACCUGCUGUCUGCCAGAGAGAAUAAGCUGCCCAUCUCAGCAGCUGUCUAAAAGAAGCCAGGUGUCUCUUUAAAGGGAAGAGAAGCAUUGGUGAAAUGGAUUUCAGGUCACUUCCAUUCCAGAUGGGCAAGAUCUUGUGGAGCUGGGAUCAUGUUUGAACUCAUUCAUACUUGUACAGCACAAAUCCAAGUAGAGUGUGUUUGGUCUGUACAGGUUGAAGCCCCCUGCUCUCCCGCCCAAGUCUCCCUACCGACCAGGCCAACAUGCUGUUGUGGCUGCAUAUACUGGGCUGAUCCAGGCUGGUUAUCACCAAACAGCAAACCACAGGGAACAGCUGCUUUGCCAUAGACCCAAUACCUACGUAGACCUCUGAUGAGAACAUCCAUAACUCAGACCCACUGACCAACAGGGCCAUGAGUGACAGCCAGAACCAGUGAAGGUCCAAGCAGGACACAGAGCAGGGCUUUGCUUACCAUACAUAUUAUCUCCAGUGGUUAUUUCUACCCCACUCCCUAUUCAAGGCCUGUUGGAGCAGAUUGCAAAAGCAAAAGCACAGUAACUCAAUUUACACAUGAUUAUAAUCAUUUCCAGUGCACACAUUUCAUCACCAGGUGGAUCCUGAGCUAACCCAUGUAAAUCCAGGUUAACCCAUAUUGGUAAUCAUACUCGAAAGCACUUUUCACCCUACAUUCUACUAGCCAAUCAAAGACAAAGAGUUGUGGCCUCUACCAUUGCCUUGGCUUCUGGACACCCUCACAGGCUAUCCCAAGGUUCCUGCUCAACUCCAGGGAGGCUGACAUCCUCACAUCCACUGGGCAUAUGAUAUUGCAUGAGACCAAAGUCUCCACACUGCAGCCUCCUCCAUGAAUCCCAAUGGCCUGCACUUGUACAGUUUGGGUGUUUGAUAGAUAAAGCACGUAUGAGAAGAGAAAACAAAAUAAAUCAACUUUUUAAAAAAGCCAGCACUGUGCUGUCAAUGUUUUUUUUUUCUUUUCAAUUCUAGCUUAAAAAAGCAGAAGGUAAAUAAUGUCAGGUCAAUGAAUAUCAGAUAUAUUUUUUGACUGUACAUUACAGUGAAGUGUAAUCUUUUUACACCUGCAAGUCCAUCUUAUUUAUUCUUGUAAAUGUUCCCUGACAAUGUUUGUAAUAUGGCUGUGUUAAAAAAUCUAUACAAUAAAGCUGUGACCCUGA